CGGGCACGGCGGCGCAGGGCCCGUCCCCCGCGGGCGCCCCUUGCGCUCGGUCGCGGCGCCGGACGGAGCUCGGGGCUGGCUCCGGCCAACGGGAGGCUGCGGACGUUGCGCAAACCGUCCCGAGCCGCCCCCGCGGCGGGACCGUGUUUGCUCGGACCCUGCGCUCUGCCCUCCCGCGCCACGUGAUGCCUCGGGCCCGAGGUCAACUCCUCCGCCCCGGGCCGCCGCCGUCCGCGGCUCCUGCAGCAUGAGCGGGGCCUGGGCGCUCCUGGUGCUCCCCUGGGCGCUCUGCUGGCCCGCGCCGCUGCGAGAGAAAUUUCUGGGCGCUUUGGAUGCAGAAGAUGUUUUCUCGUAUUUUGGAACCAGCUCAGUGUCCAAUGUACCUGAGUUUGCUGUUGCUGAGCCAACUUGCCCUUGUAAAGAAGGGCAGAUUGGGCUGAAGUCCUGUUGCAUUCAGCAUUGCUCCAUUGAGGCCUGGGGAGAACUCUAUUCCUUUGAAUUUCUGGAGGACCAUACCCUCCUUUCCUCUUCCUUUGUGAGCAAUCAGGUGGUGAACUCUUCCUUUAGCUUACUGAAGCGAUUCCCAGGCAACUGCUUUGCAGGUGGAAAUCUACUGCAACCCUCUGGGAUGAAGUGUAGAGUCACUUACUGUGAAGGGCAGCUGCAAGGAGUUGUCAUUGCAGAUGAGGAAAAGAUUCAUAUCAGGCCUGUGAGAAGCAAAGAUGUGGCCCUGCUGAAGGACCUUGGCUUUUCCAAACCUCACGUUGUCUUCAGAAGUGCUGCAAGAGAGGCAAAUACAGCAAGAGCAGGGUGGUUUCCCUCUCGCCUGCAGAAGAGGGCUGAGGGGACUGUCAAACAUCUGGAGCUGAUGGUCAUAGCAGGUCCAGAUGUUUACUUGUACCACAAAGAGGACACGGAGCGGUAUAUUCUUGCCAACCUGAACAUUGGGGCAGAGCUGCUGAGAGAUGCCUCACUGGGAGCUCAUUUCAGGGUUCAUCUUAUGCAAAUGCUUGUUUUGAGAGAGCCAGAGGCAGAGGUAAACAUCACAACAAAUAUCACCUCCUCGCUGAUCAGCGUUUGUGAGUGGAGCAAGAAGGUCAACCCCCAGAAUGACUCUGACCCCCAGCAUGCUGACCUUGUCCUCUAUGUCACGAGGUUUGACUUGGAGUUACCUGAUGGGAACAAGGAGUUGCGUGGAGUGACUCAGUUAGGUGGAGUCUGCUCCUCCUCCUGGAGUUGUGUUAUUACCCAGGACACUGGCUUUGACCUUGGAGUCACUAUAGCCCAUGAGAUUGGGCACAGUCUUGGAAUCCCCCACGAUGGUGAGGGGAAUCGGUGCAGCAGCAGCGGUUACAUCAUGGGUUCAGCAGGAAACCACAACAGCAUCGACCUCACCUGGUCUCAGUGCAGUCGAGAAGAGCUCCUGGCCCUUAUCAGUACAGGCCAAACAGACUGCUUAAAUGACCUGCCGGACAUGGACGGCAGCAUUCCUGGAUGGAAGCCUGGUUUGUACUAUGGAGCGGAUGAGCAAUGUAAAAUAGCCUUUGGGACUGUUGCCACAGCAUGCACCUUUGCUGACAGCAAUGUUGACAUAUGUGAAGUUCUCUCAUGCCAUGUACAACCAGCAGACAAAUCCAGCUGUACUCGGCUUCUUGUGCCUCUCUUGGAUGGUACGGAGUGUGGAAUCAAUAAGUGGUGCUCCAAGGGACAGUGCAGAUCUCUGGAAGAACUGAACCCUGCAGCUGUAGUCCAUGGGCAGUGGUCUGGCUGGAGCCCCUUCUCCUCCUGCUCCCGCAGUUGUGGAGGUGGAGUUGUGAUAAGGCAACGGUUCUGUAACAACCCCAGGCCUGCUUUUGGAGGGCAGGAAUGCCCUGGUGCCAGCAUGCAAGUGGAGAUGUGCAAUACUCAGGCCUGUUUGAUGACUCAGCAAGACUUUAUGGCUGAACAGUGCGCGGCAACAAAUUCAGAGCCACUGUAUCUCGCUGUAGGAGCACCAUCCUUUUAUACCUGGACUUCUGCUGUUGGCUUUGCCAAAGGGGACAUGUUAUGCAAACACAUGUGCAGGGCUGUUGAAAACGAAUUCAUGGUAAGCCGUGGAGACAGUUUCAUAGAUGGAACCAGAUGUGAGCAGGAUGACUCCAAGGACCACUGGGCUUUCAAUCUGUGCGUAAUGGGAAGCUGCAGAGCAUUCGGGUGUGAUGGCGAGAUGGACUCUGGAAAGACAAUGGACUCUUGCAAGGUCUGUGGGGGUGAUAAUACCACUUGCACCAAAGUGAGUGGAUCUUACACAGAAGGAAAAGCUAAAGAGUAUGUUACAUUUCUGUCUCUGCCGUAUAAUACCACCUUGGUCCAUGUUACCAAUCAGAGACCCCUCUUCACACAUUUGGCUGUGAAGGUUAAAGGAGAGUAUGUGGUUGCUGGAAAAGGCAAAAUCUCACUGAAUGUCACCUAUCCAUCAGUUUUGGAGGAUAACCAGAUCAAAUACAAAGUUUUUCUCACUAAGGACAACCUGCCAAGUCUGGAGGAAGUCCAUGUGGAUGGGCCAACGAAGGUAGCUAUCGAGAUACAGGUCUAUCGAAGGUAUGGAAAGGAAUAUGGCAAUGCCACCAACCCAGACAUUACCUUCAGCUACUUUGUCCCAAGAGAGAAUCUGAUGUAUAUAUGGAUUCCUCAGCAGGGUCCAUGUUCAGUAACCUGUGGGGAAGGGAUGCAACCUGUGGAUCAUGUGUGCUUUGACCAGGCAAAGAAUGAAAUCACAGAGGAGCAAUGGUGUCUGGAGCUCCUGCGGCCACUUCCAGAGCACAAGCCCUGUGUCAUGGAGCCAUGCCUGUACAGGUGGAAGAUGUCUCAGAUAGGUGAAUGCUCUGCUGCCUGUGGAACUGGAGCUGCCCAGCAGAAUCUGACCUGUGUUCAGUUUCGUGGUGGAUUGGAGACUGUUGUGGAUGACAGCUUGUGCCCAGCAGAAGAAAAACCCCUCUCCAUUGUGCCGUGUGUGGUUAAUGUCUGCCCUUUAGGCUGGGGCAAAGAGGAAGAUGCACACGUACUUCAGACUUUGGAGUCACUUGGGCAUAUCCAACUGGAAAAUCAGACUGUGUAUGUCUGGAGCCCUCUAGCUGGAGAGUGUUCCGUCUCCUGUGGUAGAGGUAAGACUCGGCUACAGUAUGUAUGUGUAGCUUUUGACACCAAAGAAGAAACCAGAGAAGAAAACUGUCAUCCAGUGCCAAAGCCGGAAAGCAGGAUGGAAGUCUGUGAUCUUAGUCCCUGCCCACCCAGAUGGAAGGUAACCCCAGCUGGGCCCUGUUCCUCCAGCUGUGGGCUUGGCUUAGCUGUUCAGCUGGUCACCUGUGUGCAGAUUCACCAGGGCAAGGAGGUUUUGCUGGAGGAGCGUUUGUGUCCUGUGGCAGAGAAGCCUCUUGCCAGCGUCCCCUGUGUCAUCCGAAUGUGCUCGUAUGAAUGGAGCUUCAGUGAUUGGUCAGAGUGUUCAACUUCAUGUGGGAAUGGCAUUCAGACACGGCAGGAUUUCUGCCUCAACCUGCUAACCCGUAAGCAUGUGAAGCCCAUCUUCUGCAGGCACUUCCCCAAGGCCAUUGUGGUACGUGGCUGUUCCACAGGGCCCUGUCCUGAGCCAGUGGUGGAGACUGGGUCCCAUGGAGCACAACUACAGACAGUGACACCAGCCACACAUCUGACCACAGCUGUGUCUGCCAAGGAAGCAAGAUACAAGGACCGGGACCUUCUUCCAUCUGCUGUGCCACGGGGACAAACUAAGACCCAUGAAGGAGCAAUGACUUCCUCCCAUGGUCUUCCCAAAACUCUUCUGACAUGGGACUCCCUGGGGCAGCAGCUGACUCUUCCUGUGCUUUACCCAGAAUGUGUCUGUGGGAAGCUCUUUCUUAAUACCAGCGGGAUCAUCAACAUGACGGGUGUAGCGAGCAGUGACUGCACUGUGGCCAUUGGACGUCCUCUCAGGGAGGAGAUAACAGUACAUGUCUUGGAGAGCUCCCUCAACUGCAGUGCAGGUGAGGUAGUGCUGUUCUCUGGGCGAAUGAUGUGGCGGACCGGCUGCAGGAAGCUUACUUUCUCACUGAUAAAUUCCAGAACGAAUACACUGAUCGUGAAACAGCGUGUUUUGCUGCCAGGAAAUGGGGUCAUUCUUCAGUACAACAGCAGAACUGCAACUAAAAAAUAUUAUCAAGACUGUGAUAAGCAACUGUUUGGUCCCCAUGGUGAAAUAGUAAAUCCUGUGCAAUUGCCCGAUCAAAGGCAAGAAGUUGUGUGUCGGACCUUCAUCAAUAUGGCUCCUCGGCAUCGCAUAGCUAUCCGUGCCCUAUACAUUGACCUGGGCAAUGAGAGCAACCAAACACAUUUUAAUUACAUCUUGGUCCGUGAUGUUAGCACCAUGAAGACGAUGGUGUUCCAUGGGAAACAACAGUUCUUCUGGCAAUCAACAGGAAGCCAAGCUGAAAUUGAAUUCCAUGAAAAUGUUAAGGAUCAUCAAAUCAAUUUCUGGGCUGAAUAUUAUGCUAUUGAGCCAAAAUAAAAGGAUCUGGGGCCACUGCACUGAGAAAGGCCAUGGUCCAGUUAAUCACUGCUGCCUGUCCACUGUUUGAGGUCACAUGAAUCUUUUAAUCUUUUCGCAACUGCUUCCCCAUUUAUUAAGAGCAAUAAUACCUUCUGACUCCUUUGGGAUCUCAGUUAAUAAUUAUAAAGAUUGUGCAAAGGACAUGUAACUACCAAAUAUUUAGCAACCAGUCCUCAUAUGGAUUUUCUGUACAUAUUUGUUGGUAUUAAUGCAGUUUACAUGUCUGCAGUCAGUGACUUGGACACUGAAGUCUUGGGUUUCUGCUUCUGUAACAUGCCAUGACCUUUUAGGAUAGUAAUUUAAUUUCGUGGUGGCUUAGUGUCCCAUUGCAAACCUCUAUACAAGUAGUUGUGAUUAUGGUUUAGUCUUUAAGUUCACUCUUCUGCAAUUUAAAUGCCCCUUAAAACUGAGACCUCUUGAAAUUCUGGAAUGUUAUAAAGGCAGAGAUGUGUGUGAGGAUGAGCUGCUAGCACAAGAAGACUAGAGCCAUGUGAGGGCAAGAGAGUUUCUUUGCCCAGGAGGGGGGAGCACAGCACUAGGACAGGUCACUCGGAAAGCUGAAAUGUUUUCAGGAGUUGGCAAGACCUGGUCAGAUGCUGCUGACCUGGUCAGGCCCUGCUGACAGUUGGCUUUAUAUGGGAGGACUAAAUGACAAUCAGAGGUCCCUCCCUAGCCACCCACACUUCUGUGGUUUUACUACUAUAUAUCUGAUAGUGAUACCAGUACUUUUCAAUGGGAAAAUAAAAGAGUUCUGUCUCUUAA
This is a messenger RNA of Pezoporus occidentalis (night parrot), 5344 nucleotides long. RefSeq names its product ADAM metallopeptidase with thrombospondin type 1 motif 13 (gene ADAMTS13). Gene Ontology annotation, cellular component: extracellular matrix. Gene Ontology annotation, biological process: extracellular matrix organization; proteolysis. Bases 248 to 4540 code for a protein of 1430 amino acids. The transcript has 30 exons. The record is from RefSeq and is a predicted model, not a curated record. NCBI's taxonomy places the organism in Eukaryota, Metazoa, Chordata, Aves, Psittaciformes, Psittacidae. Gene Ontology annotation, molecular function: metalloendopeptidase activity.